Messenger RNA from Mesorhabditis belari, 2937 nucleotides. The record is from the annotation of a GenBank genome assembly. Lineage: Eukaryota; Metazoa; Nematoda; Chromadorea; Rhabditida; Rhabditidae.
AUGGAUGGUUCAUUCAAAUUAGGUGAAAAAAAGCGAAGAUUCAACCCCGGACCAUCAUAUGAUUUCGAGAUUAACCUUUUUCCACCGACUCACGACUCUUAUCCAGAGUUUGACUUCCAAGAACUCACCGAACUUCAGAAAAACGUGCGUAAAGCUGAAGAUGAAGAAGAGAAAGGUCGAGCUCGAAAAAAUUUGCAAAGGGCUCUUCGUGGGGAGUCGAGACCUGCCGUCACCAAAUUUUAUCAACUUUCGAAAGGAGAUGGAUAUGAUAAGAAUGAUCCUUUCAUCGAUGAUUCUGAAGAAUUUGACGAAACGGUACCACCUUCCGUGGACACGAUAAAGGGUGGUUUCUACGUUAACAGGGGUUUGGCAGAAUUGAAAGAAGUUGAAGAACCACCAGAAAGGAUUGCACAACCAAGACCGAAAGACUAUCCCGAUGACGAUAAAAUUAAAAGAAUGCGUAACAUUUUGAAACAAAAGUUUGAUGACAAGAAAAAGCGGCUAAAAGACCAAGCGAAAUUGAUGAAGAAGAAGCAGAAAGAAGAAAAGCUACUUGCAAAAUAUGGACGCGUUGCUGAAGAUAAAUCAAAAAUGGCGGAUGCUUCUUUUAACGUUAAAUCAAGCCUUCAACAGAAAAGAGCCAAAAAGCUUGUAACGAUACCAACAGAAACAUCGAAUCAAGAUAAUUCAAUCAGCGAAACUUUAAAAGAAUCAUCGUCUAUCAAUGAACCAUCAAAACUCUUGGCGAAUCCAGUUCAAGCUGAUAAGGAUGAUGAUCAUCUACCACUUUCCACUUUUGCGUCUGGGACUGCAACUUUGCCAUCGACUAGUCAACAGAGUGGUAUUGUUAAAAGACGCCCAGUUGAGCCUGAUGAUGAAACGAACAAGAUGAUUAAUGCGUUCAAGAAGGCUACCCACAAUCUUGCUGCACCUGGACAAAAGAAACGCCUGCAACGUGACCAUGUACUUAUGCUUAUUGGAAUCGAAGACAGAAUGGUGGAACAGAAGAUGAAUACCCAUGAAAGAAGCCGUGUUAUUCAAGGGAUUGCUGAUUUUAUUGGUAUUCAGAAGCAAUCUUUGUAUAUCAGGAUGAAAGCAAUUCGAGACGAGGGCAAGAAAGACAUCGAAAUUCUUUCGGCUUCAGAAUCUAUUAUGCAAAAUGAAGCGGCAACACCUACUACAUCAAGUGCAACUUCAAAUGUGGUCAAAACCGUAAAUGAGAACAAAGUUGUCGAAGCUCAAACAUCUAAAGCUGCAACAAAACCGGUAACAUCAACUCCAACCACCAAAGUUCCGGGAAGUUCAAACACGAACCAAAAUGGUGUAACUGCGAAACAGAAUGGAUCAGUAUCUCAGCAAACAAAUGGUAAACAAAUAAUUCAACUUUCGGAGGGCGCUAAAGUAGCAUCGACAAAUCAGGUCAUUCCAAAUCUUUCGGGCAUCACCCAGGAGGUUCUUCAGAAAAAGUUUGAAGCUGUUUACACAGCUUUUGCAAUGGCGUACAAAGAAGCUCUUGAAAAAGCCGAAAUUGAUUUUAUGAGUCAAAAACUCAAGUUAAGCAUUGGAGGAAGUACAGCCGUUCCGAAAAAGAUAAUCAAAUUUGAUGCCAAAUUAAAUUCUGCCCUAAUCGAUUUGUCACUUUUUUCAAUUGGAGUGGCGAAAUUUUACGAAAGCAAAAAUGUGUCUUUGAAACAGGUAUUGGUCGGCAUGUUUGAGCGCUGUUUGAAAGAAACUCCGGGACCAAUAACAACAGAUGAAUUUCUGCUGCAUGUGGCAAAAGAAUGCCCCAAGGCUAAAGAGCUGCUGAAAAGUGAACUCCUUCAGAUUUCAACAAAGCCUAAACCAUUGACUAAUCGAAUCGAUCAGGCCGAGAAUCGUGAGCAGACAUCACAAGGCCCGACCACGUCGAAUGCUACACAAGUCCAGACAUCAGCAUCAACGAGUAAAGUUACGCAGGCGGUUCCAACCGAAAAUAUGUCUCUGGCAGCCGAAACAUUAGCCAAGAUGUUUGGCUACCAAUCGAGUAAACAACUUUUCGAGGCGCUGAAUGAUCCCAAACAGGCGCCUAGAAUUCAAAUGCUAAUGAAUAACCCGGCAGCUGCGUUAUUGAUGCAACAAGCUAUGGCCGGCAAUAAAGCUGUGAAUGCUUCAAUCACAGCCGCCGCUAUGCAAACUGCUAUGGCCAAAAAGCAAGAGGAAGAAGAAGAAAAACGUAGAAAAGAAAAAGAAGAACAAAAAGCUGAAGCUAAACGGCAAGCUUUAGAAGAAAAGAAAAGACUGAAGGAAGAAGAAAAGAUUCGGAAAGCCGAAGAAGAAAGGAAACGUCGUUUAGCGGAACAAGAAGAAAAAGAGCGGAAAAGAAAAGAAUUAGCUGAACAGGCAGCAAGAGAGGAAGCGGAAAGACUCCGAAAAUUGGCUGAACAAAACGCACGAGAGGAGGCUGAACGAAUUCGUCUCGAGAAUGAGCAUCGAGAACAACAGCAGAGAGAGUUGAAGCGUGCCGAAGAACAGCGCAAUGCCGCCCGGAUCGCUGCUAAUACUGUGCUUAGAAAGGAGCCACCCGUCAUUCCAACCUUAGACUUGAGCGGCCAGCGCCAACGAAUUGACGUCAAGGACUUUGGAAUGCUUCCUCAAGCACCACCACUCGAGAGUUCAAUGCCGACAACGCCCCAAUCUGCGGGCACUCCUCAUUUUCAGACCCCAGCUUCACCGUUUACUUCAAUAUCCUCUCCACAUACACCCGUCAAUAAACAGAUGAACGCCGUGCAAUCGCCACAAAUGAGCUCACCCGCGCGAAGCUACGGAAUGCAAAGCCCAGCCUACACCCAUCAAACUCCAUCGCCGAUGAGCUAUGGUCAACCGCAACACCAAACCCAACAUCAACAACAAGCCGCUCAACAACCACCCAACUCAUUCGAGCUCUUUUACUCACAGCUA